Molecule: messenger RNA, 1197 nt
Organism: Aspergillus terreus NIH2624
Lineage: Eukaryota; Fungi; Ascomycota; Eurotiomycetes; Eurotiales; Aspergillaceae
Gene: glfB
Product: UDP-galactofuranose transporter
Exons: 5
Coding region: 1-1197 (398 amino acids)
Cellular component (GO): trans-Golgi network; endosome; Golgi apparatus
Molecular function (GO): antiporter activity
Source: RefSeq, a predicted model, not a curated record
AUGAGCAACGAAGGAGAAAAGGUCAGAACCUCCGGUGAGGUCUCUCGUCCGGAGGCCACUCUGCCUACGGUCAAUCCCGCCGUGGAGGAGCCUCCCAAGCCGACCUUCCACCCGGCCGUCUACGUCAGUGUCUGGAUCGCCCUGAGCUCCAGCGUCAUCCUGUUCAACAAGCAGAUCCUGGACUAUGGUCAAUUCCGUUUCCCUAUCGUCCUGACAACAUGGCAUUUGGCGUUCGCCACCUUCAUGACCCAGGUCCUGGCCCGCACCACUACUCUGCUGGACGGCCGUAAGACCGUCAAAAUGACCGGCCGUGUGUACCUCCGUGCCAUUGUUCCCAUCGGUAUCUUCUUCAGCUUGAGUUUGAUUUGUGGUAAUGUGACCUAUCUGUACCUGAGUGUGGCCUUCAUCCAGAUGCUCAAGGCCACCACUCCCGUCGCGGUGCUGUUCGCGACCUGGGGUCUGGGAAUGGCCCCGGUCAACCUCAAGGUGCUCAUGAACGUCGCUGUCAUUGUCGUUGGUGUCAUCAUCGCCUCCUUCGGUGAGAUCAAGUUCGUUUUCAUCGGUUUCCUGUUCCAGAUCGGUGGUAUCAUCUUCGAAGCCACUCGCUUGGUCAUGGUGCAGCGCCUCCUCAGCUCUGCCGAGUACAAGAUGGACCCUCUGGUCUCUCUCUACUACUUCGCUCCCGUUUGCGCUGUCAUGAACGGUGUCACCGCUCUGUUCCUGGAAGUCCCCAACAUGACCAUGGGUCACAUCUACAAUGUAGGUGUCUGGACUCUGCUGCUCAACGCUGUUGUUGCCUUCCUGCUGAACGUCUCCGUUGUCUUCCUGAUCGGCAAGACUUCCUCCCUGGUCAUGACCCUUUGCGGUGUCCUCAAGGAUAUUCUCCUUGUCGUUGCCUCCAUGAUGAUCUGGCAGACCCCCGUCACCGGUACCCAGUUUUUCGGUUACUCGAUUGCCCUCUGCGGUCUCGUCUACUACAAGCUUGGUGGCGACAAGAUCAAGGACUACGCCGGCCAGGCGAACCGUGCCUGGGCCGAGUAUGGUGCUAACCACCCCGCCAAGCGCAAGUCCAUCAUCAUCGGUGCCGCCGCGCUCAUCUUCUUCCUGCUCAUCGGCUCGAUGGCCCCCAGCUACGCUCCUGGAUCGGUGGACCGCGUCAAGGGCAUGCUGGGUGGUGCGACCGCGGGCAAUGCCUAA